AUGACUGAAGCCAAACAAGAUUUAAUCGAGUUAUCAACAAAUCCUUUAGAUGUAUGGAUAAAUACACAUUAUGAUGAAUUGUGUGCAGGUAUGACGUGUGAAAAUGCUCUAUUCUGCAAACCAUCAGACAUGAAAGACAAGAAUUUUCAAAUGAGUAUUAAGGAUAAAUGUGAUAGGAAACAUAGAAGAAUAGACGAUAAACAAACAUGGUGUUAUGUUUUGAAAGAAGAAAUGAAAGGAUUAUAUAAACAGGUUGAACCAAACGAUAAUGAGGAUUCAUUUACUGACGAUGAAAUACCUGUAAAUGAUGCUUUAUAA
Molecule: messenger RNA, 318 nt
Organism: Trichomonas vaginalis G3
Lineage: Eukaryota; Parabasalia; Trichomonadida; Trichomonadidae
Exons: 1
Coding region: 1-318 (105 amino acids)
Source: RefSeq, a predicted model, not a curated record